UCGCUAUGGCAACAGGCGGGGUUUGCCGACAAUGAUAAGUCCUCCUCACUUGGCAUCCCCUCUCCAGACCUGCACGAUACUGCGUCACGCCCUGACUGGAAUGGAAGACAAGGACAAGAAAGGAAAUGAGGAGUACAUCGGCGAGAUAAAGGGUGGUCUGCGGCCUUCGAUGAAGCUGGUCGUGAUGGGGAUUGUUGACAAGAAACCCAAGAGCAUUGAGGUGGUGGUGUCCAGCGCACCUCAACAGAGGGAAUCGGAAAAAUCGGAGGAAUCGGAGGCAAUGGAGUCAGAAGGUGACGUGGGUCUCCAGCUGAAGGUCAGCUUCAUGGACAAAGCCGUCCAACGCAACGCGCGGCUGGCAGGAAAGUGGGGUGCCGCCGAAAACACGCUCUCCUUCUUCCCCUUUGCGCCCGGAGAGUCUUUUAAGAUGGAGAUCGUAUGCGAGCACCAGCAGUUCCGCAUCCUGGUGGACGGUCAGCCUCUUUGCGGCUUCACCCACCGCCUCCCGCAACUGGCCAGCUUGACGGCGUUACGAGUCUUCGGAGACGUCCAACUCACCAAGGUGGCUUAACGUCCCCGUCGGAACAACACGCAUUCGGAGACAGUGUAUCUGUUUAGAAUAGAUGCAUUUUGUCAAACACUUUGUAGAAGACAAAGUGCCUUCACUAACGUGCUGACUGAAUGUAGUCAUCGUUAUUGUCUUAAAGAAAAAAAAAAGCAACACAAGAAUGUGAACUGAAGCUAAUGUUGCACUAAACGAUUGCAAUAUUUUUGUGCUCACGCAAAUUAUAAAAAUGUGUCCAGUGGUGUUUUUAUUUUUGGUUGAUAGUGAUGAAGUAGGGAUUAACAUUUUCCUUGUCAUAUUAAAAAUUAGCUUCUUAUAUUAUGACUAUACUCUCUAUAGUCUGCUCAAAUUUUUGUAAUAUUUUCAUAAUAUUUCAAUUUGUAUCGAGCACUUCUAGUACUUGUGUUGAGAAUCACCGCAUUAGUUCGUACAAUUCUGUUCAUCUUUCCAACAUAAGCCUUCGAAAGGUCACACCCUUUUACUUGAUCAAACACUAUUUUCUUUGUGUGACUUUACUUCCCUGGAAUAAAAUCCCCUUGAUUGUUA
Molecule: messenger RNA, 1111 nt
Organism: Syngnathus acus (greater pipefish)
Lineage: Eukaryota; Metazoa; Chordata; Actinopteri; Syngnathiformes; Syngnathidae
Product: galectin-related protein B-like
Exons: 4
Coding region: 32-571 (179 amino acids)
Molecular function (GO): carbohydrate binding
Source: RefSeq, a predicted model, not a curated record